Microplitis mediator is the source of this 792-nucleotide messenger RNA. Its product is annotated as homeobox protein Hox-A2-like. NCBI's taxonomy places the organism in Eukaryota, Metazoa, Arthropoda, Insecta, Hymenoptera, Braconidae. The transcript is spliced from 3 exons. The record is from RefSeq and is a predicted model, not a curated record. Gene Ontology annotation, molecular function: DNA binding. The coding region runs from base 1 to 792 and encodes 263 amino acids.
AUGUCUGUUCUUCCUGAUUUUGACGUUUUAUUGAAUUACUCUACUCUGCCAUUGGAGUUUCCAACUUACGGAUCUUCACCAGAAGGUAUACGAUCAGAAGAAUCAAGUACUUCUCCACCCUCCAGUUCUGACGAAGUCAAGACUUCAAAGACAACAAAAGGUGGUAUUAACAUCCAUAGAAAACCGCGGACUCGAUUCAGUCAGAAUCAGUUGGAUGGUUUGGAGAGGUUAUUCGCGGAUAUAAAAUUCUUAUGUCGUCCACGAAGAAUUUUUACUGCAAAACAAUUAGGACUGGAAGAAAGACAGGUAAAAGUAUGGUUUCAAAAUCGUCGGAUGAAAGACAAGAAAGAGAAAGACAGAGAUGCAAAGCUUAGAAGAAUAAAUACAUCGGCUGGGUAUGGUGCAACUGUACAUCAUCAGCAUCAUCAUCAUCUACCACAAAAUGUCGAGUUGAACACCGGAAUAUACAAUAGUUAUUGCCCAAAUGCCGUCAGCUGUCAAACAUCAUACAGCGGGAGCCAACAAAACGGGCAUAAUUACACCGAGAGCUAUAAUAAUGCUUCUAAUUCUAAUUCCAUCGGAUAUCCUGAUAAUAAUAAUAAUAACUGUAAUUCGAGCAUCAGUGGAAUCAAUAAUAACCACAAUAGUUCUGGUUAUUAUUCACAACCUGAUGAUAAAUCCUCAAAUUGCAUCGAGGAUUUUUACUACUAUACCACUACUGGAACCACGGCUAGUGAACCAAUGACUGACUUAGACGAUUUCGAUGAACUUCUAUCUAAGCACGUACUUUGA